This is a messenger RNA of Lactuca saligna, 1677 nucleotides long. Lineage: Eukaryota; Viridiplantae; Streptophyta; Magnoliopsida; Asterales; Asteraceae. The record is from the annotation of a GenBank genome assembly.
AUGGGACUAGACUUCUUCCGCCAACAAUUGAAGCUAUCAUAUACACUCAAAAUUGGCUAUGGGCGGGUAAAAAAGGUUGUGUUAUUGAUGGUGAUGAUGUACAUUCCGAUGAAGAUGAUGAGGGACUUGAGGGAGGAUACUCGAAUGUCAGUGAAUAAAGAGUUGAAGGAAAUUAAUGGAUACCGAAGAUGUAGUGAAUUGGUGUUUUAUAUUUGUAUGAAUCGGAAAGGGAGGAGAAGCAGUACUCCAUGUCCAAGACUAGAAGAUGUUCCUGAGUUAUUGCAACAUAUACAAUCGUGGUUGCCCCUAGAAGAAGCCACCCGCACCAGUGUCUUGUCCAAAUCAUGGCUACAAGCUUGGUCUACCAUCCCUACCCUAAGGUUUUAUGUCCUCAGUGAACACGAAAUAAUAAAGCAAAUGACGUUAAAAAGAAAGCACAUGAAGUUGGUCGACGUGGAGCGCACUCUGAUAAGGUAUCUCCGUGACAACUUACAAAUCGAAAAGUUUAAUCUUAAAAUUGACAUUGACAACCAGGAGUCUGCUUCUCUUGCUGAAAAAUGGAUCCAAAGCGUAGCAACCAAAAGUUGUCUUAAAGAGCUUUCCCUCAACAUCCGUCUUUUGGGUGCCUCGUUACGUUUGCCAGAUGAGAUUCUCUCGGGUGAAAACCUAACUAAGAUAAGAGUUUCAGCUUCUUCGACGAUGGUAAUCCAUUCUGAUUCAAUGAAAACUUCCCAUCAUCCGAAAUGUGUGUCCCUACGAGAACUGCACUUGCAUGAUGUGCUCAUAAGUGAAGAGGUACUCCAUGACAUAUUGUCAUCUUGUAACUUGCUUGAGGAGAUACACCUUGUUCGUUGCUCUGGGGACCUCAAUGCCAUCAGGAUUAAAAACCUUCCUUGUCUUUACCAUUUACAUAUAGUUACAAAUGAUGGCGGCUCUACUGCUUUGGAAAUCAAUCACGUCCCAAUUCUUCGCGUUUUUACCUGCAAUGUGAUUAUGCAUGGACGGUCUAAACGACCAUUGAUCAACGCCCAUUCGAUAUCAUUAGGAAGCAACGUGACAAAGUUAACAUUAUGCAGCGGUGUGUUCAUCGACAAUGCAUCUCUGGACAUGAUGAUCAAUUCGGGACUACAUUGUCUUGAGAGUUUGACCCUUGAUUUGACAUGUUGGACGUCGAAAACCUUUUAUUUCACAUCUGCUUCAAUCAAGAGAUUUUCCUUGCUGGACUGCCCACAACUAGUCGACGUGGUACACGUUACUGCUCCAAAAUUACUUUUUUGGACCUUUAAAGGCGAGAUGAUGCCUAGGCUCUUGUUUCCAGACUCUACUCUUGAGGAAAUCGAGUUUCAGCUGAGAAUUACGAUUCCUCGUCUAAGUGCUUCUUUUUUCCUUAACAUGAGGAAAGCAGUCGCGUUAGCAACCAAAUGCAACAUUCAUAUAGACAUCUCCUACAAAAAUCAUGACCUGCAACCAUUUGAGAUCGACAUCGAUGAUCUAAGAGCUAGGCUCCCAUUUCCUCCUGCUAUAAAUGUGGUCGUGUACCUUAGGACCAAUGGCGAUGAAUGCCUGUGGGAGCGCUCCGCUUUUUUUGAUGCAUUCUUUGAGAUUUGUCAUCCGAUCAGGACGUACAUACAAGUGCAGACUCGCAGUUCCAACACAAGAAUCACUUUUGCAGGCUGA